Xiphophorus maculatus (southern platyfish) is the source of this 1736-nucleotide messenger RNA. It is a transcript of the gene ppp2r2ba, whose product is annotated as serine/threonine-protein phosphatase 2A 55 kDa regulatory subunit B beta isoform. The record is from RefSeq and is a predicted model, not a curated record. Gene Ontology annotation, cellular component: protein phosphatase type 2A complex; cytosol. The transcript has 10 exons. Gene Ontology annotation, molecular function: protein phosphatase regulator activity; protein binding. Bases 381 to 1721 code for a protein of 446 amino acids. NCBI's taxonomy places the organism in Eukaryota, Metazoa, Chordata, Actinopteri, Cyprinodontiformes, Poeciliidae. Gene Ontology annotation, biological process: peptidyl-serine dephosphorylation.
CACAGUGUGUCAUAUCUCACUGUUCGAUCUCUGUAAUCAGCUGCAGUUGGCUCUCCCGACUCUGAGCAGCUGACAAACAAACAGCAGAGGCUGCUUUCACCCACAGACCACACUGGUGCUGACUUCCUCAGCUCUCAGGACAGAAGCGAACCCCUAGUGUCCUGCUUAAACAACUCGGCGUUGCUCCCCACCGGUCGGAGCGCAGCUCUACCAGAUCCGGAGAGAUGCUGUCAUAGCCCCCCCUGCACCGCCGCGGACAUAACAGCCUCUUUCCCCUCCCGCACCUCCCCGGUUCGUCUCUGGCUGGGCCGUCGCGGCAGCAGUGCGGAUGUGGAGCCCGCAACGCAGCGCUCUUCACCCGACGGCAAGCACCGGAGAAGAUGAAAUGUUUUUCCCGUUACCUCCCGUACCUCUUCCGCCCUCCGAGCACCAUCCUGUCCUCCACUUGCCACACCGAAGCUGACAUUAUCUCAACGGUGGAGUUUAACUCAACGGGGGAGCUGUUGGCCACCGGGGAUAAAGGAGGAAGAGUGGUUGUCUUCCAGAGGGAGCAGGAGAGUAAGACGCAACCCCAUCGCCGAGGCGAGUACAAUGUUUACAGCACAUUCCAGAGUCACGAGCCUGAGUUCGACUACCUGAAGAGUCUGGAGAUCGAGGAGAAGAUCAACAAGAUCAAAUGGCUGCCUCAGCAGAACGCAGCGUACUUCCUGCUCUCCACCAACGACAAGACCGUGAAGCUGUGGAAGAUAAGCGAACGGGACAAGCGUCCGGAAGGAUACAACCUGAAGGAUGAGGACGGACGGUUCCGGGACCCGUCCACCAUCACCACGCUGCGGGUGCCCGUGCUGCAGCCAAUGGAUUUGAUGGUGGAGGCGACAGCCAGGCGUGUCUUCAGCAACGCCCACACGUACCAUAUCAACUCCAUCUCCGUCAACUCCGACCUGCAGACCUUCAUCUCCACCGAUGACCUCCGGGUGAACCUGUGGAACCUGGAGAUCACCGACCGCAGCUUCAACAUUGUAGACAUCAAGCCAGCCAACAUGGAGGAGCUGACGGAGGUCAUCACCUCGGCCGAGUUUCAUCCCCAGCAGUGUCACACCUUCGCCUACAGCAGCAGCAAGGGCUCCAUACGCCUCUGUGACAUGAGGCAGGCGGCGCUCUGCGACAAGCACUGCAAAUACUUCGAAGAGCCGGAGGAUCCGUCGACGCGGUCCUUUUUCUCAGAAAUCAUCUCAUCCAUCUCCGACGUAAAGUUCAGCCACAACGGGCGCUACCUGAUGACAAGGGACUACCUCACUGUCAAGGUGUGGGACCUCCAGAUGGAGAACAAACCACUCGAAACCUACCAGGUUCACGACUACCUGCGGGGCAAACUUUGUUCUCUGUACGAGAACGACUGCAUCUUCGACAAGUUUGAGUGCGUCUGGAAUGGAUCGGACAGCGUCAUAAUGACGGGCUCCUACAACAACUUCUUUCGAAUGUUCGACCGGAACACCAAGCGGGACGUCACGCUGGAGGCCUCGAGAGAGAACAGUAAACCCCGAGCGAUCCUGAAGCCUCGCAAGGUGUGUGUAGGUGGGAAACGUCGCAAGGAUGAGAUCAGCGUAGACAGCCUGGACUUCAGCAAGAAGAUCCUCCACACGACGUGGCAUCCGCAUGAGAACAUCAUCGCCGUGGCGGCCACCAACAACCUCUACAUCUUCCAGGACAAAGUGAACUAAGAAAAAGAAAAAAAA